Molecule: messenger RNA, 5880 nt
Organism: Rhopalosiphum maidis (corn leaf aphid)
Lineage: Eukaryota; Metazoa; Arthropoda; Insecta; Hemiptera; Aphididae
Product: GTPase-activating Rap/Ran-GAP domain-like protein 3
Exons: 22
Coding region: 186-3005 (939 amino acids)
Biological process (GO): activation of GTPase activity; regulation of small GTPase mediated signal transduction
Cellular component (GO): cytoplasm
Molecular function (GO): GTPase activator activity
Source: RefSeq, a predicted model, not a curated record
GUCGUCAAAUACUAUAAUAAUCUAAAAAAUAACUAUUAUCACGAAAUAUUAUGACAUAGUCAUAGACUUUGUCGUUUUCGAACGUUUGAACUCACUGCCCCGUUUUUUUUUAACACUUUUUCGAUAUGUCUAUCCGUCCCCCGUUUGUGCGAGAGAAUGAAAAACGUUGAGUUGUCGGCCAUUCGAUGAAAUCCACCGGCAGACUACACCUGCAGAGGAACAUCAGACCCGCCGUCGGAUCUGAUGGACCGAUGAAGCGACUUGGCGUGGACCUGCACAACCAGAUCGGGUUUAAGGGCCACAAGUACGACGUGAGGAGCUCGAGUUUCGAGAGUUCGGGCAAAGUAUUACCGUGGACAGGAUCGUCGUCUAAUGAUCUCAUAUCUCGACGUGGUGUGUUCAGCAGGCGUCAUUAUGGUUCUGUUGAAUUGUUGCCCCAAUUGGAUGCAUCUGGACAAGAUCCUGGAGGAAGAAGAUUUCGUAUCGAGAAUGGUGACUCCCUUGGAGAAAAAGAAGAGAUAUUUGGAUCUCCUUGUACUCCAGUUCUGGAAAAUCCAGAAUUUCAGACAAGAUGGUACUUUAAAUAUUUUUUGGGAAAACUGCACCAGAAUUAUGUAGGAUCGGAUGUGGAUAAGUUUCCAUUUUUUUUAUCCGUUGUGCUGACGGAUGCUAAUCAUCAGUGCGUGCCUCAGUAUAGAGCAAUUUUAUGGCGCAAAACGGGAGCACAAAAAAUUCUAUUACCUCAUACACCACAUAAACCAAUGACAGUCAAGCAAAUUUUAAGUAAUUUCCCGGCAAUGGAUAAGUUAGAGAAAGGUCCAAAGGAAAUAUUUUCUCCGGAAAUUCAAAAGGAUUUGCUACUUUUGGAAGAGCAAGAAGGAUCAGUGAAUUUCAAAUUUGGCGUGCUGUAUACCAAACCAAGCCAACUAACUGAUGACGAAAUGUUAAGCAACGAAAAUGGCAGUGAGGAAUUCAAUCAAUUCAUAUCUUUAUUAGGCAACCGAGUAAGACUGAAAGGAUGGGAUAAGUACCGAGGAGGAUUGGACGUAAAAGGCGACAUGACGGGCGAAUAUUCGGUGUACACGAUUUAUGAAGGGCACGAAAUCAUGUUUCACGUAUCCACAAUGUUGCCGUACUCGAAGGACAAUCGACAGCAGGUGGAACGCAAACGUCACAUUGGAAACGACAUUGUCAACAUUGUGUACGUGGACGGGGGUGCGACGCAAAUGUCUCAGUUCAACCCCGCGUUCAUCAAGUCACAGUUUACACAUGUUUUUGCGUUGGUCGCAUACGAUUCGAUGGAUAACAGCUAUAAGCUGGUGGUUUACUCCGAAGAAUCUGUACCAUUAUUCGGUCCAUCACUACCGUGUCCUCCAGUAUUUAAAGUGCCUCAAGAAUUUAGGGAAUUUCUCAUUGUCAAAAUGAUAAAUGGUGAAAAAGCCACGUUCAAUACGCCGACAUUUGCGAAAAAACGAGAACGAACACUCGACAUGCUCAUUAAAGACCUGUACUCAGACUACAUGUCGGAUUCUAGUAAAGUGGCGAUGUUGAACAGACGGGCGUUCAGCGACGUGCUACCAGACCCGCCACGCAGCUCGCGUCGCAAGGAAGAGGCCCGGCAGGUGGAAUUCGUGCGGAUCGGCCAGGCGCUCAAACUGGACACCAUCGUCAAAGGGGAUGCACCCACCAGCCUCGCCACCACGGGGCUAUUCAAGCGGGCACCAUGGGAGCCGCAGUGUUUCUACCCGGACUUUGGUCACGACAUCGUGUGCGGAGACUCGUGGGCCGACAGCCGACUAGUCAUCAGCACUGACAACAGUGGAGUGUUUGUGAUUGAAGACGGCGUAUCUCAAAGGCAAAUCUUCGACAAGACGAUACAAGCCAAUCAGUUGAACGUUGUGGAAGCUCACGGUAUACUUUUGUUCAGGACCGAAAAGGGGCGUGAUAGCAAGAUAUACGUGUUCAGACUGUCUGAGUUCGAUGCGGACGUACAAACUGAAGUAAAAAGCAAACCGGACCUCAAAGACCAUAAGCUAGAACGUACCAGGGGCUGUAGCAUGUACGCGAUUAGCAAACCCGGUGGUUCAAGGUUGAAAAUGGUAAUCUGUGUAAACCGCAAGCUGACGCUGAUGCAAUGGAAACACUCGGCUGCCUGGACGGCUUGGUGCCCGGCCAGCGAUACGGACACGGUCGAAGGGUUCAUGUAUCUGAGGGAAUUCCAAAUUGCCGAACAGCCAUCGAUCAUAACGUUAAUUGAGUCGGCGGUAGGUGGUAACUCAGACACGUGCAGUAUAUGCGUUGGAUAUAAACAUCAGUUCGACAUCAUCACCGAUGGGUCAGGCACCGCACAACGGUUGUUUGCCGUUCAAGAAGGCACCAAAGCUCACCUAGUGUCAGCCACCGAUCUCUAUGAGGACGAGGAGCCCGAGUUGCUGUUGUGCUAUAACAACACUUGUCAUUUUCAAAAACUCAGUGAGACAAACAAUACAACCGAAUUUGAUUUCCAUUGGAAUUCCAUUCCGAAGGACAUAGUUUGUUCUUUCCCAUACAUCAUAGCGUUUACCACGGAUACAAUGGAAAUCAGACUUAUAAUCAAUGGCAAUUUAGUUCAGACUAUGGCUAUGCCAAAACUAAAAUUAAUUUGUUCCAAGAACGACAUAUAUUUUGCAACUACUGCUCCGGAAUUUUUCCACGGUAAAAUGGAAAGACUGCAAAUGGACCAACAAAAAGCCGAACGAGAGAGCAUGUCGCCGCCUGCUUCGCCGCACUUGUCUCCGGAAACGAAACCGCUUCGCCUUUAUCGGAUACCUUUGAACGCACUCACCGGCGUGGUCGGUCCGUACGAUCGGAAGUGCGUGAACGAGGCCGACGACUCGAACGAGAAUAAAGCCGUUGAAAACCUCAAACUGUCGGAAAGCAAAUCCCGGACAUCGGCGAGCAGAAGUUGCACAGCCUCGCCGACGACUGGCCUCAACACGACUAAUCUGAUGCUGCACAAGACAUAAACGUUACAGCGGUCAUUACUCGCAAUAUAAAAUAUAAAUACAAAAAUAUCUUAACGCGUAAACCUACAUAAUAUUUUAAAAAAAAAAAUUGUUGUUACCGCGCAUUCCUCGGUGGCAUAUUCAAGCGGCCGUCCGCCACCACUAAUGAUCAACCGUGUUGUCCGCAAAACCCAAUGAGAAGAUUUUUUUAAUUUAAUUUAAAAAAAAAUUAACUCCAUUCUCAACGCCCAUACGGAUAUCGUAUAUAGGUACCUAUAUUAUUAUACACUACCAUCGUGGAGGAGGAUCGCGUCAUAUAUAUCAUAAUACGGUAUCAAUGCUGAUCAAGUGCAUUCGUGCCAAAAUUGCUUAGAUAUGCUACCUACUGCAGUUAUUUAAUACACCUAUUAUUAUUAAGAUUAUUAUUAUAAGCUAAAUAUUAUCAUCUAAUAAUCCUUCUAUAUUAUAUACAAAAUAUGCAUUUACCGUUUGAAUUUAGAAAACACAAGACAACGCAUAAAAUAAAUAAAUAUUUAAGUACCACAUUUCAUUACAUUACAAUACAUUUUGAAUCGUUGCGAAUCACUGACUUGCGAAAAGGAUUUCGACCCAUAUUCACUGCAUAUUUUCCAGUAUAGUGUAUCAAAAGCAUACACGUAUUCUGAUUAUUUUUUACAUUUUAAGAGUACCUACCUAUGUAACAUAAAAUGAAAUUUUGUAACACGCAUUACUUUACUCUGUCACUCUAAUAAAUACUCCUCGUCUAUUUAUUAGUUAAAACCUUAAAAUAUUGACAACUUCAAAUUUUUUAUCUUUUGAUAUUUUUAAAUACAUGAAAUUCGUGUACGAAUAUUCUAGAGAUCUCUUUAUUAUAGCAUUUAUAGCCUUUAUUUGUACCCCAAAUUAAAUUUAUCGACCCGGUUAAUGUCAAACAUUAUUUUUAAUUCUUAAAACGUGAUCAAAUAUAUUUUUAUUAUUAUUUUGAUUUAUGAUUGGAAUAUUGUUAAAAUGUUAAAUUGUAAUGGGUAUAGUAUAAUACAUACUAACGUGUUAAAAGUAAUAUUCGACAAAUUAAGGCGCAUCUCCUAUAACCUUAUUUAAAAACUAUACUUAUAAAAUAUUUUCUGGAUUAAAAAGUAGUCCCUCGUAUUAAAAUAAAAACAAUUGUAAAAAUGUUUACUUCAAAUACAUUAGAUAUAUUAUAUAAAACGAAUAUAUUUAAGACUCUUUUAACGUUGUUAAGUAUAAUUUUGUGUAUGAUGUUAAGCAUGACGAGUUUUGCAAGUUAAAAAUUAUCAUCCCUUAUUAAGGAUAUUGUUAUACACACCGCAUAAAAUUCAAUAUAAUAUAAUAAAUACAUUCCGUUCUUUAUAUUGUACUGUAUAAGAUUAUAAAGGGAAAAAAUGUUUUCUAUUUUUGUUAAUUAUAUAAUAAUUAGAUAGGUAUAUUAUCUUAUUUGGUUUAAUUAAUAAUAUUAAAUUAAAUUAUUUAUUAUUACCGUUAUUAUAUCGAUUCGUCGUCAAAUUACUCGUCAGAGGGCUACGAAUAUAUAUAUAUACACACAAUAAUACAUAAAAAUGCUAUUAAAUAAAAAAUUAUAAUAAUAUUUAUAAAGAUUAAUUUUGAAUUUGUAUCAGAUUGUCUGUACAUAUAAAGUUCCGCUCACGAAUAUUGACCGCGCAUAUUGUUUGACUCGAACUCGUAGGUAUUUUUUGGUUUAAGUGCGCAUGUGGUUGAAAAUAUUUAAUACCCGUGCUCAAUAUUUUUAAAUCCCCUGGUACUUUAAAAAUACUAUUUAAUGUGUUUUAAAAUUUUUAAUUUAAAUGCAACAAACGUGUAUUUUCAAAAUAAUUCUUUAAAAAAAUAAAUUCUAUAAGACGGAAUUACCUGCUACUAUUAUACUUUUGUCUUAUAUGAAAACUUUUCUGUGCUCUAACUUCCGGUACCCAAUUUCUUAACAACACGCGAGCAUAUUAAUAUUAAUUCCAGUUGAUAUAAAAAAUAUUUAUGAAGUCGGAUAAGGGUAAACAGUUAAUAUCUUUAUCGCACUCAACGGCGGCGGAAUCUAAUUGAUUGUAUAUGCUUAACACGGCAGUGCACGUACAUUUUGAACACUGUUAUCUUUUUCUCGUAAUUGUACCUCGGUGUUUACAAGUUACAACUUUGGACUUACCCAACCCUAUAUUAUUCUGUCUUCCGCAAACAGAAUUCGCCUCUGAUCGAUUUUACAACAAAAUUCGCAUUCGAAAAACAAUAUAACCACUCGUAUACACAUCUAUCGGACAUUCGGAUAUAUAAUUGGUUUUCGAAAUCUCAUCCGAAUAAAAAACGACUUCAUUAUACUACACAAUAUGUUUUUGUCGGAAAUUAAUACGAAAUCGACAAACUCUAAUUUGACGCUGUUGUAAAACGCGGCAUUAUGUUUUCGAGAUCACAGUUAUUAUGAUUAUUUUCAACUCCCCAUCCGAGGGAGAUCGACCGAUCCUCCACCUCCACUCCGAACAUCGUGUACAACACCGCCGUGGUUUUCAAAGCAAUACGUCGCACCUGAAUAUUCUUUUCCCGAGGCAGUCCCUGUCCCCGAAUACUAAUUUUCAAAUACCAAAUAUUUCACGAGCUACUUACACACAACUAUUGAGCUGCAGAUUUGGACCGAAUCGCUAUUGCCUCUUUGUACAUGCUCGUUCACGACCAUAUACAUAUUAUUGUCAGGGGUUUGUUAUUAUGAUUGAAAAUAAGAAAACCCACCAAGUUACGUGCAUAAUACCGUGUUGAAUUUUCAUUUCAUUUUCAUUUUUUGAUAUCUCGAGCAUGUUAUAUUAAUAUUUUUGUCCGACUGAAUUAUUAUUAUUAUUCAUUACUACAUGCAUACUAUAUACUUAUAAUACUAUUAAUA